Magnolia sinica is the source of this 674-nucleotide messenger RNA. Its product is annotated as alpha-amylase/subtilisin inhibitor-like. The record is from RefSeq and is a predicted model, not a curated record. Gene Ontology annotation, molecular function: endopeptidase inhibitor activity. NCBI's taxonomy places the organism in Eukaryota, Viridiplantae, Streptophyta, Magnoliopsida, Magnoliales, Magnoliaceae. The transcript has a single exon. Bases 34 to 624 code for a protein of 196 amino acids.
CCCAUCCGUCCAUCGCAAGGCGUUUCCGCAACCAUGAGACUCAUCCACCAUCUCUUCGCCCUCUUACUCACAUACCCAAUUGUGUGGGGCCCACCAUCUGCCGAGGCAACGGUGGAUGCGAUACUCGAUUCGGACGGUCACCAGCUCCAGCCAGACACCGAAUACUAUAUCCUGCCCACCUCGGGCGACGGAGGUGGACUCGUCAUGUCCUUCCGAGAUAGACGGUGCCCGUUGAACGUGGCCCAGAUCGGAUCCGGUCCAUCCAACGGUCUCCCAUUGACUUUGGCCCCAGUUAAUGCCAGCGUGGACGUGGUGCAGCCGUUGAUGGACGUCAGGAUCACAUUCAGGGCCGCGACAAUCUGCGUGCAAUCGACGGUGUGGAGGCUCGGUGAGGUGGACCAGGCGACUGGACGGAGGUACGUGAUGACCGGGCCCGGUGCAAGUACGGUCAGCAGCUGGUUUAAGAUAGAGAAAUAUGGAAAUGGGUACAAGUUCGUAACGUGCCCAGGCGUUUGCAUGGCAUGCAAUGAGGUGUGUGAGGACGUUGGUGUAUGGCAAGAGAGUGGGAAGAGAUGGUUGGGAUUGAGCAAUGCACCGUUGUCUGUGAUAUUCAAGAGGGUGUAGGAUAACAGGUUUGAGGUAAGAAUAAAUCAAAUAAAGGGCUGUUGCUAGCA